UCCUCUUCCUGCAGUUCUGCCGGGUUUUGCUGCCUGUGCUUGGAAGCUCUGUUGUUGGGUGCGUGCGCGUGUGCGCGUCGUGUGCCCCCGGGAAGGGACCUUCUGAGAGCGAAGUCCCUUUUCAUCCCGGGUGGGCCUCUGCUCUGGGCUCCAUGGUCUGACACUACCCGGCAGCUCCAGCUUUCUUUUGCCUAAUGUUUGGCAUCGCUGGGCGAGAACUGCAGGGGGUGGUCAGGACAUAGCCACCUUCGUCCUCAGCCACCCCGAGGUCAGCAGCGGGCCCUCGGAUCAUUCUGGGAGGCUUCAGGGCCUUAGCGUUCAGCAGUUUCCAUUUUAAUCUUCGAGAACAGUAGACUAGCCCGCUACACCCAUGGUAGAAGCUUCCUUCAGUAAAUAAAUCCAUUCCGUGAAAAAGCCAGCGUGGUCAGCACCCAGGACACGGUGCUGACCGUGAGGGAAGGCGGCUUCGCCGGGGGCUGGGGCCGCGGAAGCCGGGGCUCGCGAGCGGGCCCUCGUCGGCAUGGAGGAUGGCUCUGUGGUUUCCCCUCCUGAGUGUGUGGGGAGGCAGACCACGGUGCGAACUCUCCCAGAGGUUAUCUGCUACGGGCCAUGUGUGCAGCUUUCAAAACAAAAGCGGGCCUGCCGGCGGGUGGAGCCAGCCACACCUGAGCGGGCCGGCCCCCCGGGGAAGGCGGGCGUCCUGGCAUCCUGGAGCCCUGAGGAGCGCGGCCCCCCUGCCCCGAGGCCGGAGGGCGGCCAGGGCCGACUCAGCGCUGCGGCCCCUCAGCCCGGCGGACGGAGCUCGGCCCAGCCCUGCCCGAGGUGCGCUGCGGGGGAGUCUGGACACUUCAGCCACACCGAGGCUCUCUAGAAGCCGCGUGCUGGGAAACGAAGCCGCAGCUGUGGUCUGGAACCCUCCCGGCGACGACAGUGGCUCCUGACGGCGGCCGCUGCCCAGCUGUCCGGUGGCGGCAACCAGCGCGCAGGUCGUCCCGUCCUCGGCCAGACCCAGCGGGAGCCUGGCGCUUUGGGACGCCGCCGCUGCCCUCGCCACCUGCGCAGCGGCUCGCUCGGGGCGGUCAGCGCGUGCCCUGAGGAGGACGCCCGGGCCGCGCCCGCCUGUCCCUCGGUCCACUCCAGACCCCGCGCAGCUGCUCCGGGGUGAGCCAGGGCUGCCUGCAUCCUCUUUUCAAUCAAAAGAAUAUUUUUAUAUUGAAAAUGCUCUAUCAUCUUACGCUGAAUUUUGCUAAGUGCCGUGUUCAGUCUGUCCCGGGCCUGUACGGACCCUUUUCUGUUAAAAUGGAAAUUCUCACUCUGUGUGGUCGCUGUGCAUCUGCCUGUGGCCGGCUCUGAGCGCUGCUGCCACGCCCGGGCACCUCGUGGGCAAGCCCGACCCGUCGCCCACGGAGCUUUGCUCAGGGCCCCCCGGGCUGGGUCCCCUGACCGCCGCCGUGCUCGGCGUCCUGGGAGCCGGCGUUCAGGUCCGUCAGCGCGGGGGGCGUCGAGGGUGUGCAGCGGCUAGUGCUUGCUUUCUCCGAGAUGGGGUGCGCACCUUCAUUUUCCCAAGAAAUGAAAAUUCCUCACCCCACGAGUCUGUGCUCUCUCCCCCGUCCACGCGGGGGGCAGGUGUUCUGUCGCCGGGUCUCGCUGCGGGCCCAGCUGCUGCCCGCCGCUCGGGAGCUUGCCU
Molecule: messenger RNA, 1687 nt
Organism: Talpa occidentalis (Iberian mole)
Lineage: Eukaryota; Metazoa; Chordata; Mammalia; Eulipotyphla; Talpidae
Gene: CUNH10orf143
Product: chromosome unknown C10orf143 homolog
Exons: 5
Coding region: 521-871 (116 amino acids)
Source: RefSeq, a predicted model, not a curated record